Cinara cedri is the source of this 1632-nucleotide messenger RNA. Lineage: Eukaryota; Metazoa; Arthropoda; Insecta; Hemiptera; Aphididae. The record is from the annotation of a GenBank genome assembly.
CUUGCAGUAUCACCGCGGAUUAAACAAAUUUCGGGAUCUAUAUUUCCUUUUGUCUAUUAUUGCCUUAUUGGCGUUUUUGCUCUAUUCUUGUAAUUUAAAUUCUUAUUUUGUGUACGUUUUGUAUUUUCGUGUCAGCUCUCAGGUACGUAAAACUCAAGUAUUAUACCGGUUACCUACUCUUAAUUCUAUUUGACUGCUUUAUGUUCGGCUAUAUAUAAGUUAUAAAUACAAUUAAUACAAAUAACAUUCUAAAUAAUUACUUAUCACAAUAUAAGAGACAAAUCGUAUAUUUGUAUCGCUACUUUGAUCAUUAAUUUUCAUAAGUAAUAUAAGAAAUAUUUGUUUCAUAGUUUUAACACUAUAUUUUCAUGUUGGGCGAAUGGUUAUUACAUAAGUCAUAUUAUACAUAAUAUACCGGGUUCUUUGUUUAAGAAAUUUACUUAUUUGUUAAUUGGGUUAACUUUGAGAAAUUAUUUCAAAAUUCAACAAAAUUGUUUAUAAAUAUAGUAAAAUUUAAAAUAAAUAUAUUGUAAGCAUAAACUUAACCUCCAUAAGCAAGUGUUUAAGUGUUAGUUUUUUUUGUUACUGAAUGUUUAAAAUCGGUAUAAUAGAUAUGGGGGUUUCAGCAGCUAUAAAGGAUGCUAUUUUUUAAUGUUAUAUAGUCCUUUGUCUUUUAUUUUUCAAUUUAAAUAUUGCCAAAAAUCCAUUCAGAAUUGCUAUAAAUUGAAUUUAUUUAAAAAUAAAAAGUCUAAAUUCAAGAUUAAUAAUAUUAAUGUGUAUAUUUAAUACUUAUGGUCAUUUAAUGGUCUCUUCAAAAAAAAAUCACAGUAUGUAAAUUAGUGUGUGAAGUAUAUUUUUGUUUACGUAUUUCAAUUCUGUAUAUCAUUUUUAACUUACCUAUCUCCUUUUGAUUUUAUAAAUUAUAAUUUCUUCAAUAUUGUAUUGUGGAAAUAUGUAGAUAUGGAAGUUGAUGAAGAAGAUGUUGAAGCACCAUCAUCAAGUACCACCAGCCGUGGUGAAAAAAAAAGAUUUGAAGUAAAGAAGUGGAAUGCUGUGGCUUUGUGGGCUUGGGACAUUGUUGUAGAUAAUUGUGCCAUUUGCCGAAAUCACAUUAUGGAUUUGUGUAUUGAAUGUCAAGCCAAUCAAGCAUCUGCAACUAGUGAAGAGUGCACAGUUGCAUGGGGUGUGUGCAACCAUGCUUUUCAUUUUCAUUGCAUAUCACGUUGGUUGAAAACAAGACAAGUAUGCCCACUUGAUAAUAGGGAAUGGGAAUUCCAGAAAUAUGGACAUUAAUGAAAAUACAAUUUUAAUUAAUAUUUUUACAUUAUUUUUAUGUCAUCUAAACACUUAUUAAAGACUUAGGCUAUCAGUAUAAUUUUUAAGGCAUUCCAUUUGAAUGUCAGAAAUCAAUUAAAAAAUAAAUAUAUUAGUUUGGCUAAAAAUACUAUAACUCAGUUCUAUUUUAUUAUAUUAAAUCCUGUAAAAUAAAAUUUUCUCAGUAAAUAGUGUUGUACUUUUUACUAUACAAAUAAAAUUAAUAUUUAAAUUAACUGUAUUUUUAUUUGUUAGUACUAUUGUCUUGUGAGUAAAUAGUGGUACUUAACUAAUAUUAAGUUAAUAUUUCACUAAUAC